This is a messenger RNA of Bipolaris victoriae FI3, 618 nucleotides long. RefSeq lists its product as hypothetical. Bases 1 to 618 code for a protein of 205 amino acids. Gene Ontology annotation, cellular component: cytoplasm; membrane; cytosol. The transcript has 3 exons. Gene Ontology annotation, biological process: intermembrane lipid transfer; ceramide transport. Lineage: Eukaryota; Fungi; Ascomycota; Dothideomycetes; Pleosporales; Pleosporaceae. Gene Ontology annotation, molecular function: ceramide 1-phosphate transfer activity; ceramide 1-phosphate binding. The record is from RefSeq and is a predicted model, not a curated record.
AUGGCAGUUGCAAUCCCCCCAGGCGGAACCUUCUUCGAUACGCUCAACAAGAGCUUCGUCGAUGUCAACAUUGACGAGUCCAAUGACAAGGCUAUCAAGACGACCGACUUUCUCCAGGCUGCCGAGAGCUUGACUACUCUUUUCGAUGUCUUGGGCGGAGUAGCCUUCAAGCCCGUCAAGAGUGACAUGGCUGGCAACAUCAAGAAAAUCCAAGACAGACAGGCCGCUGCACCAACACUCUCCGAGACCCUCCAGGAUCUUGUUCUCAACGAGCUCAAGGAGAAGAAACACACUGCCACUGAAGGCCUUGUAUGGCUGAACCGUGGCCUGGACUUUACUGCCCAAGCUCUCCGCCACAACAUCACCAACUCAUCCGUCGAGCUUGCCCAAUCCUUCCGUGACGCCUACGGAAACACCCUCAAGCCCCACCACUCGUUUGUCGUCAAGCCCAUUUUCAGCGCCGCCAUGAGCGCUACUCCAUACCGCGCCGACUUUUACAAGAAGCUGGGAGACGACGAGACCAAGGUUCAGGCUGAGCUGGAGAAGUGGCUGACUGCACUGGAGAAGGAUGUUGCCGUCCUGAACGAGUUCCUCGCCAGGAAGGAGGCCAAGUGGUAG